This is a messenger RNA of Rhizophagus irregularis DAOM 181602=DAOM 197198, 1193 nucleotides long. RefSeq lists its product as uncharacterized. The record is from RefSeq and is a predicted model, not a curated record. Gene Ontology annotation, cellular component: plasma membrane. Gene Ontology annotation, molecular function: monoatomic ion channel activity. Lineage: Eukaryota; Fungi; Glomeromycota; Glomeromycetes; Glomerales; Glomeraceae. Gene Ontology annotation, biological process: calcium ion import across plasma membrane.
UAUCGACUUUCGUUGGAGAAAAGCAAGAGCUUUCUUUAUACUUCUUUUUCUUAGAUUUAUAAUCUAUGCUAUUGGUUUUGGGGUUGUUAGUUGGGCGUAUUUAAUUCAUGAAAUUGUAGGAGGAAAAUUCCAAGUUUGUUUAUUAACGCUAAUUGUAUUAUUUUAUUAUUUAGCGUUAUAUUUAAUGAUAACAGAAGUCAUACAAUUAGCUCAUUAUAGAAUGAGAUAUUUUACCAAUAUUUAUAACUAUUUCGAUUGUCUAUCGAUUAUACUUCCAACAGUUGUAAUGACUAUCAUGCUUACUCAUUUUCAAUUUUCUGAUGGAUUUGGAAGUGUUAAAGUAGUCGAAAGAGGAUUAGUUGUUGGAAUAACUUUCUCAAUUUUUUUACUUUGGAUUGAAUUUAUCCUAUAUCUCCGAUUGAUAUCAUAUAUGUCGAUUUACAUAUAUUAUAUUAUAAUCAUUAUAAAAAAUGUAUUUCCGUUCAUUUUAUUCAUGAUUUUGCUAAUCAUUGCGUUCGCACACACAAUGUUAGUCUUACUUAAAAAUCCGGAGAUAAUUAAGAUCAAUGAUAAUACAUUUAGUGGGAACGCUAUAAGCACUACAACAAAUGAAAGAUUUAAUAUUGAUAUUAAAUCCGAUUUUGAUCCACGUAACACUAAUGACAACCCAUUUUACGAAUUUCUAACAUCAAUGAAAGCUACAUAUCUUGGUAACUGGAUACAAAGUGAUGUAUUUGACUUUUGGGCUAUUGAUGUAUUAAGUUUAAUUGCGAGUAUCUUCCUUAUAACUAUUUUACAAAAUAUGUUUAUCACUUUAAUGAGUGGUAUAUAUGAACAAGCAGCGACAAAAGGAAGACAAGCUUUAUUAAGAUAUAGAGCAAACCAAAUAGCUGAUUAUGAAGCAUUACAUCAUAUUCACUUGCGACCUCAUGAACCGGAUCCGAAAUAUAUUUAUUAUAUUGGAAGAUCAAAAAAUUUUGAAGAAUGGCAAGAAAGUAGAAAAGAUCAAGAUACAAUUUAUAAAGGUUUUGAAAAUAAAUUUAAAACAAAUAAUCUUAGGAAAUUUGUCGAUGAUAAAUUUUUAAUUUGGAAAUAUGAUGAUGAUAGUAAGAUGUAAAAAAGAUGGUUAUAUAAAUUUAUAAACAUUUAGUAUUAUAUUAAUUAUUAAACCAGAAAUUUACUGUAGUAAUAAC